AUGGAGAAAGAGAAAGUGAGUGAGGAUUUCUUGAGAGACAUAGUCUUGGACUGGCGAGCUUUGAGGUCCAAACGACAGAAGCGAAGAAAAUUUAAGGAUUAUCAAGAGCAACUGUUGAAGGAGAUUCCUGGAGCGGCCAAUCGUACGAAUGUUGCAAUGCAUGCCGUGAUUGACGUCACUACUUCUGCAGGCGAGAACCAAACCAAGGGAAUGGAAGCGAGUACAGAAAUUCGUAAUCAGGCGCUUAUUCAUUACAUCGCGCGGCUGGCGAGCUCAAACAACGAUGAUGACGAAUUUGAUUUUUCUUUUGUCGAGUCACUCUUGGAGAAUGGUGCCGACAUUAACACCGCUGACAAGUAUGGACAGACGAUGUUUCAUGAAGUGGCACGAUCAUGGAAUGUUGAUGUUGCCCGUUUUCUGCUAAACAGAGGUACCGUGUAUAUUUCCUUCACACCUAAGAUGAUAAACGCACAAUCUGAGCCGUAUUUUGAUUCAAAUAAAUCAGAGUAAAAUGAAAAAAGUUUUGCCUGAGCUCACGAUGCUAUGCAAAGAAUACUCAGCGACAUGGCAGUUUUUGUGUGCAAUUUCUGGUGCCUAUUGUGCAAAAUAACGUCAAAGUUUUGCCAAAAUAGUUUUCGGGUAGUUGUAUAUCUUUCACAGGCCGCAGCUACAGAAUGAAAAACUGCAUAAUUACUGUUGAAAUGGCAUCCUGAUCGCAGAGUUGUAAGGCAUAUACCCUAAACAUACCCUAAAAUAUUUCUCUUUCAGCUCUACCAUUCAUCUAUGAUUUCACUUAAAGUGCCUAUGAUACGAAAUUUCACCCCAAUGGUUUAUGGUUGCAUUGUAAAGAUCACUUAAAAUGACUUAUUAAUUUAUUUUAUAGAAUUUUGGUAACUUGCUCCCUUUUCAAGAUAUUCAACUUUGUUUCAUAUAUGCAAAUAUCACCGGUGUGACAUCACAUCACAUAAUGAGUUUUCAGAAAAGUAUAGUUUUCUUGACGAAUACGUAUCUAAACAACUUAAAAAUUGCCCUUGUAUAAUAUGUACUAAUUUCAUAACUGGUAAUUAACCCUCUGUAUGUGUUUGUAAAUAUAUUUUGUCAAGGUAAAAUAUUGCGUUUUCAAAAUGUCAUUAUGCGAUGUGAUUGUCACACCGGUGAUAUUUGCAUAUGAAACAAAGUUGAAUAUCUUGCAAAGGAAGCAAGUUACGACAAUUCUAUAAAAGAAAUUAUUAAGUCAUUUUAAGUUAUCUUUACAAUGCAAUCAUAAACAUUUGGAGUAAAUUUCGUGUCAUAGGCAAUUAAAUUAUUUUUUUAAUUUAAAAUCCACAGGGGCGAAUAUUAACCAACAAGACAAAUAUGGUCGUGCCCCGCUUCAUGUUGCUGCAGCAGUAGACUACACUGAAAUGAUUGAGUUCCUGCUUAACAACAAUGCUGAUAUCGACAUCACUACAUUUGGUGUGCCUAUGAUACGAAAAGUGCCUAUGAUACGAAAUUUCACCCCAAUGGUUUAUGGUUGCAUUGUAAAGAUCACUUAAAAUGACUUAUUAAUUUAUUUUAUAGAAUUUUGGUAACUUGCUCCCUUUUCAAGAUAUUCAACUUUGUUUCAUAUAUGCAAAUAUCACCGGUGUGACAUCACAUCACAUAAUGAGUUUUCAGAAAAGUAUAGUUUUCUUGACGAAUACGUAUCUAAACAACUUAAAAAUUGCCCUUGUAUAAUAUGUACUAAUUUCAUAACUGGUAAUUAACCCUCUGUAUGUGUUUGUAAAUAUAUUUUGUCAAGGUAAAAUAUUGCGUUUUCAAAAUGUCAUUAUGCGAUGUGAUUGUCACACCGGUGAUAUUUGCAUAUGAAACAAAGUUGAAUAUCUUGCAAAGGAAGCAAGUUACGACAAUUCUAUAAAAGAAAUUAUUAAGUCAUUUUAAGUUAUCUUUACAAUGCAAUCAUAAACAUUUGGAGUAAAUUUCGUGUCAUAGGCAAUUAAACUAUUUUUUUAAUUUAAAAUCCACAGGGGCGAAUAUUAACCAACAAGACAAAUAUGGUCGUGCCCCGCUUCAUGUUGCUGCAGCAGUAGACUACACUGAAAUGAUUGAGUUCCUGCUUAACAACAAUGCUGAUAUCGACAUCACUACAUUUGGUGAACUACAGACACCCAUUCAUUUUGCUGCGAAGAACGAUGCCUGCCAAGCACUGAAGCUGUUUAUGAAUUAUGGUGCUAAUGUCAAUUGUCGAGAUUAUCAGAAUAGGACGCCGAUUCAGGUUUGGAUUCUUUGUUUUCUAAAUCAUCUACGUUUUCUUAUCAUUUAUCUUAUUAAUUGUUGUUUAGAAUUUUCUAAAUUCAUGGCAACCAAGAACAGCACAAUAUCACACAUAUGUAUGUUUCGCCUCUAGUAAAAUUGGAAAUUUUAUCAAGUGCGCGAAGCGCACGCAUUGAAAGACUUCGCUAAUGCUUUCGUUUCCCCGGGUGUAAAUAGCCGAGGGGGGGAUUAGUACCCUCGCACGGCGCUUCGCGCCGUCGGAACCGUCAAUUUAAACCAUUUAAUUUAAUCAUAACAAGACUUCCUCUUCAUUAUCCAAAAUAUUAAUGGAUGGGAGUUAGAGAGCAAAACAAGACGAGUCACAAUAUGAACUUGUAAUAUUACACCGCAAAAAUAAUAUCAAUGUCUUGAAUACGAAACAAUAUAUGUAUAAAAAUGAAUAUUAACACAGUUCGUAUAUCCCUAGAGUCUGGACAUCGUUACUUCUCUUCUUAGUUGCCUUUUGCACCUACAGUAGUAAGAGUAAACCGAAAUAAAACUGAUAUUGAAUAAUGGGAAGGGACGCUAUCAUAUCUUAUUUCGAAUUGCUCAUGAAAUUAUAAUAUCAAUGCGUGCGCGCGCUCCGCACACUGAUGAAAUUUACGAUUUCAUUUCACGAACCUCCAUAAGAUAUAAUAGCGUAUGUUCAAAGCAUUCCGACCUGUUUGUAAUACUGUUGUCUGGAACCCAUCCUGCCUAGCUGUUUGCUCAGAAAUUAUUUCUCCCAAGCAGUGUCUUUUCAAAAGUGGAUUAUUUCUUCUAGUUGGCCGUAUUCGUGAUUUCCUGACAUGAGAGACAUUUAGCCUUGGCGUUAGAGAUAGAGGCACCCUUAGUGGAGUGAGCAUAUUAAAUUCUGAGGUUUCCACAUCCGCUUCGUUAAUUAUUCGUAAUAACCAGACCACAGUUAGUACAGUUGUACAGGGAACCACCUCCGUGUGGGGCUCAACUACAAAGCUCAACAACAAUUGGCUCUGACCUGAUACAGAGCGCCAACCCUUUUGUACGAUAUAUAUAAGAGUGAUGGUUGACACCACACAUAACAAAGGAUCCGACUGCAAGGGACUAAAUUUCAACUUGAUUGGCCCUUUUCCCUUCUUUCGGGACUUAGUCAGUCGACCAAGCUCAAAAACAAUGUUGUUGUCAUUGUUAUUGUCAUUGUCAUAUGUCUCACAUCGAGAGCUCGUAACUCAAAUGAACGACCUGUUGAUGCAAGGGCCAAUAGCAUACUUACGUUAUGUGUUCAUUCUUGUGCCCUACUUACUGUCCAUCAACAAGCUUAUGAUAGGCAGAAAUCCUUACCUAUGAUUGUUAAUUAUGCGAUAGCAUGUUCCUUUUCCAAACAUGGUGGUUAACUAGUCAGCUACAGUGGCCACAGUGGAGCAAAAUAGAUCGAUUUCUCUUUCAGAACACCAGCUACACCACUGCGGCCAGGGACUAUUGUAAGCAGUUGUAGUGCUUUUGCGCCAGGAGUGCUUUUGAGCAGUUUGCUCUCCUGUCAUACCCAAUCAAGGGAUCUGGAAAGCAUCUAUUGCUUUGGCAAAUGGGUCUAGAAACCACCUCAUAUAACUCUCCAGUUAGUCGGUUGGCAAACAAGUCUAUUUGUAUAGGGGCCCCACUGGGUACUCAGUGUUUGAAAAUACAUGGGGAUUCAAUUUCCAGUCGCUCGAAUCCUGAUAAUGUCGCGACUCUCAAUCGACUUCGUGAUUGGAUUCCCCCGGUAAAUACUUUCCUUUUAGAGAGAUUUGGCUGUGGAGAACAUCAGUGGCGUAGCCAGCCCGACGAUUUAGUCCCGCUAUGCAAAUAUUGCCAUGUUUAUAAACUAUCAACACAAGGCCUUCCGCGCUGCAAACAAGGUGGCCUUUAAUUCUAGGGCAUUGAUAUGAAGAGAAGUGACCUCUUGCGGGCUCCAUAGUCCCGUUGUACGAAUCCCUUGACAAACUGCACCCCCAGCCCGUCACUGGUGCAUCUGUUGUUAUAACCAGAUCUGGGGCUGGUGCAAUUAUGACUCGAUCAUUCCAGUUGGAGAUCUGGUGAAUCCACCAUUGAAAGUCGUUCCGACAGUUCUGAUCGAGUGAGAGCAUUGUCUGUUCGGAUUUUCCCGUCAACAACAGACCUUUGAUUUGCAACCGUUGUAGAUCGAUAGAGUGUGGCUGUGUGCUGGGAGAACUAUCUGCACUCAGGAUGUUAGUUUCCCUAUCACUAUGGCUACUGUCCUGACAAAGGACAUUUGUUGUUGAAUCAGAUCUCGAGACGAUAUUGUACAGAAUUAUUCAUUUUUGCUUCUGCCAACGAGAACUUAUCACAUUUUUAGAGAAUUUAUCACAAAUCCCAGAUACUCCAUGGAAUGCGACGGCAUCCACAUAGUAUGCCAUCCUCAGAGACGCAAGAGGGACACUACUGGCGUCAAGAACUGGUUCUAGACCAAAGGGGAGGCAAGUGAAUUGAUACAGUCCCCCACUCCAAGUGAACAUCAGGAACCGUUGAUGCUGUUUGCUCAUGGGUACCGAAAAAUAAACAUCCUUGAGGUCGAUUUUCAUCUUAAAUUCCUUGGGGAGACCACCUUAAGCAAGCGCUCCUUUUUGCAGCAUUGCCACAAUUUCCUGAUCGAUUUUUACCAUUUCUAACUGGGUAUGAGUGUGGGGAGCUGGCAGUUUCAUUAAAUGGUAUUAUUUCUCGAAAUGGUAUUAUGACUCCGGAAACUAUCUGAAGAAUGAAUUGAUCUUGAGUUAGGCACUCCCAAUUUUUUGGAAAUACUGGAGUCUCCCAGCUAGGGGUAGAGACCAUUUUGAAAUUGACGUAUCUAGCUCUAUAUUUUUAAGGCGGGAUGGAUAUUCAGUUGGGCAAUCUGCUGUGGAGCGCCCAGAGCAUGAUCUGGGAGUUGACAUGUCUGAUUCAGGUGAUUUCUGUUGGGCUCUGAAUCAGUGGCGCCACCAGCUCGAUAAUUAGGGGGCGAAUAUUCAUAUCUUCGUGUUCUGCAUUAUUAACUUCUUUUGAAAUCGAUUGUUUUAUGGUCUGUGAGGACCUUUGAGGAGGACCAGUAGGAGGACCAGUAAAUGGCCGUGAGAAAUCUCUUUUGAUGAUUUCCUGAGCUUUGUUGUCUUGAGGAGAACUUUGACAAACAAAGUCCUAUGAGGCUUGUUUUAAUGAAGUCUGAUGAUUCUUGCGAGUUCUGACCUCCCCUACUCCCAUAGCUUCUAUACGGGUUCCAUAACAUUAGGAAUGGAAGAUUGCACUCUGCCGAGAGUGCAUGUCAAAUAUUUUCCCAAGAUUACCAUCAACCUUUGGAGUUUUUAGGCACCGAAUAUUCAGUAUGGGAUUUGCAUCAAGCACUGCUUCCUAAAGAUCCUUGUCAGUGACAUAGGAUAAACAUUUAUUUGUCAAGUAGUACUUCACCAUAUCUUCUGGUAAGACCAGUGUCUCACAGGCUGUGCUAUCCGUGUCAAAACGCACGUAAACAUCACCUUCGGGCCCAGGUCCGUUGAAGUGUUCUUUCGCGCUGCUUGUGCAUUUACCGUUGUAGCAGGCGUUGGCGUUGCCUCUCGCUUUGGUGAGGACUUACGCUUCUUGCGACGUUUGUAGUCGCUGUCUUUACUGCUAGCAGAUUUACCUGAGUCGCUGCUAUUGCUAGAACUCCACGACGAGCUUUCAAAACUGCUAAAAAGUCUCAGAAUGCCUCCAUUGUGCAGCUCGGUUUUUACCUUUCAACCCCGUGUGUGAAGGUGUCAAAUCGUUGUCUUCAACGGUGUCUUCAACGUUCAAGGACUCCGACGGGGAUACAGCCACGUCCUCUGUCAUCGGUUCUGUAACUUUUUUAGUGGGGAUGGCUCUAUUUGGUGAAGGAUUGCAACGAAAAACCGCUUGAAGCGACCACUUUGCUACCUUGGUUGCAGAGGUUCAUUUUCAUUGCAUAAUUAUUUUAGAAAGGGCGACGGGAAAAUAAACCUCUGGUUGAAAGCUGCAAUAACCUCGCUAUCGUGCAACGACAUCCAAUUAACGACCAACCAAUUAAGAAAACCUUGGGACGUGACCAGUUUUGAACUGAACCAAUGAGAGAACUUUUUGUAAUCAUUCAACCAGGAGAUAAUUACAAUCGGUGGUCUUACGGUUUAAACCGCUUUCAACCAGAGGUUAAUUUAUUUUCAUUUCUAGCAUUGUAUGGCUAAUUAAUGAUUGCUCGUCAAUUAUAGUUGUCCCACUUUUACUUUAACACUGAAUCACUUUGGCUGUCCCUUGAGACUUUGUGACAUUGGAUCAUCCGGUCCCUAUUAAAUGAAGACAUUAGACUGGAGUUGCAUGCAUAUCGAACUCUGCUAAAUUAAAUAUCUACAGAAAAAACCACUAGCUAAAAAUUUUCAAACCGUAGCCUAAUAGCUAACUUUUUCAUUAUGAAUUUUCGCUACAACGCAAGAUCAAGUUCAAGUUCAAUUUAUUUCACACUAUUUGGCGAAAAUAUUACAUUAGAAGAGAUACUCAUGCAUAAUGUAUAUUCGGUAUACUGAAUAUAUUAGAAAGUUUUAAAUUAUGAUAUUGAAAUUGUGCACGGUGUCCAAAGUAGCAUAAGCUUUCGAGUUGGCCACCGUCUACUUUUGAUUUAUUAGGUAAAUUUUUGAGCUAAUUGCAUAUAUCUCAUUACUAUUUGGGUUUUACAGUCAAUAAAUUGAACUCUUGGUCGAAAGAAGAGAAAGAAAAGUAGCAAAGAAAGUUGUCGUAAUACACAAAAAUAAAGCUAUUUUUUUAUUAACCUAAUCAUUAAUUAAGUAGUUAAUUCAUUUAUUUAACCAAUCCAUUGAGGCAUAAAAUAAAUCGAUCAUAAAAAAUUCACAGACGAUUUCUGGCCAUUCAUUAAUUAACCAUAUGUAUUAAUAUGAUUUUUAUAGGUUGCAGCUUCAAUGAGCAGGACAAAAGCGGCCCGAUUCUUUGUGGAACUUGGUACACCGACAGGUGUAUACGAUCACAACGGAGAGAUGACUCUUUCUCUUCUAAUCCUCAAAAUGCCUGAGGUAGCCACCAUUGCUUUGGAUCAAUUUCGUUCCCAAGACAUGAUCAACAGAAAGGAAUAUAAUUUUCUCAAUUAUAUCGAAGGUCCGCGCAUUUUGGAAGAGGACCCACGUUCAAACAGAGCCCGGUCACCUCUGGAGGUCGCCAUACAAUACGAACAAUAUAGUAUUGUUAUGCAUCCAGUUAUGAAAAGACUUAUUAAUGUGAAAUGGGAGUUUUUUGGGAAGAAAGGUGCUCAAAUUGAUUUAAUCGUGAACGUCGUUUUCGCCUUUGUGUGGACGAUACUUGGUAUCACUAUGCCGUUACAAGCUGAUCAAUUAUACUGGCCGUUAAGGUACAGUAUAUGUAAUUUUAUGCAACAUAUAUCAUACACGAAAAGAAGUGCCUCGGAUUUGAAACACCAAAAUUGUGGUGAUCUGUGUCUUAGUUAGAUUUUGGAAGUGUUUCUAAAUUACAGAGCGUGUAUCUAUUCAGAAUAGCCAAAUACACUGUUCCCGUUAUGAUCGCCAACAAUAGACUACAAGGCCGACAUUAUACAAUGAGUUACUAUAGAGAUCCCUGGGAUUUACAUUAAAGGCUACAUUUUUACAUCAUUAGGGUUGCCACCAACCUAGUCCCAGUCGUUCUGAAGCAAGUGCGAGAAAAAACGAGAAUGUAGUAUGAGACUGGGACCUAGGUGUGACAUCACAGCUAAAGGUGCUUCCGAACGCCUAGCAGAUUUCAGUAUAAUUUUCAAUAUGGCGGAUAAUUUGUAUAUACAACUAACCUUAUAAAUACAACAAUGUUCGUUGAUCAUAUUCGAUGUCUACAAAACCAAAUUUUAAACUGUAUCAAAAAUGUGCUCAAUUAAAAAAAUUAUAUGAACUGACACUGAACAUCGCCAUUGGUAAAAUGUUCAAAACAGUUUUGUCGUAUAAUCCUUGAUGUUAUUUAUAUACUCGCAAGUUGUGAUCUACAUUUGACCAUACACAACUAUGCUUUCUACUUGCAUAACAUGACUGUGUUGUCAAACAGUUUUAGUCGGAGAAUCAGCAUAAUUCUCAAGCUUGUAGACAACGUUCAAUGGCUUUAUGUUCUAGUGAACACGAGGCCGUUAUCUUUAUCAGUGAUACCACUAUAACCACAAUGCAAAGCGCUACGAAAACGUAAUAAGGGGAAUCGUCAAUUAGGCCAAAUCGUCAUUAGUGCCGUUUAGAAAACAAAAAAAAAAGGCCAAGACAAAGAAAACAAAGGCCUAGUGUGACGGUGUUUGGCCUAAUUAUUCAGCAAACCUAUAAACCCUGAAUCCGGGACCAUUUUACUGAAAUCUGCUAGGCUCUCGUGCUGAAGCGUUCGGCACAGCACGCCCAGGCAUAAAACGUAUAAAACUUUUAAAUAUAUCGAAACAGCGUAAAUAGAGAGAGAGAGCCUGGGACUAGGCUGGGUUGCCACUACAUAUUAUAUACACCUUACAAAAAGGAAUGGAUUUACCAAUUUCUACAUAUUAAAUAAUAAAUAUUACAUACUUUCUUCCGACAUAAAUCGGAUCAAAUUCUGUUUGCAUACGGUAUUUUAUCUUAUGAACCCACACGUGUGGCAUUUUCAUGUUUGGCCGCGAUAAGCCGACUUUUGUUAAGGUGGGCGAUAUUAUCAAAGGUGGGCCUUCAAAGCUUGAAAUAAAGAUACUGAUAAGUGAUAAACCGAAGCUGUUUCAUGCUAGAGUCAGAUAUAAAUUAUCUAAUGUUUGGAACAUAGUAAUCAAGUACAAAUUACUAAAAUCAUUAUCGAUAUCACACUAGUGCAAUUGCGAAGAACUUUCCAGGUUAUGAUCACGCAAUCUGCAAAAAUAUUAGGGGCUCAGCUCCCCAAAUCGAUAUGGAAUUUUAACAAGGGUUCUCAGCCCCCGUCAGCCCCAUCUACUGCAUCUCAGCUUUAUGAGCUACCUUAAUUCACUUUUUUAUUGCAGGCACACGUGGUGGCGUCUUCUCUUUGCUAUAGCUGCUGUGUCGUUAACUGGCUUUGAGUUGUAUAAACAAGUGACCAGUUUCAUUUACGUAAACAAGGCUAUAAGACGUUGGAAGACGUUUCGUGAAAAAAGUUUGUGGAAUGAUAAACGAUUUUGCCAUCCAAAAUGGCGGGACGAAAACGAGUACUUGGACAAAGAGAUCAAAGACACGCGCGAAGAACGAUACUUUACCAGGCAAGAUAGCUGGAUAUUUUUAGAUUGGAUUGCUUUACUGUUGGUAAUCUCUAGCAUUGCGUCACAUCUUUCCUUCCUUGUUACUGGUUCCAAGCUGUCACGCGAUGUCCACGUUCGUAUUGUAUCGUUUGUAUUGAUAGUACUCUUUGUAAGGUUGUUGAAAUUCACUCGUCCCUUUGAAGGUAUGUAA
This is a messenger RNA of Paramuricea clavata, 9659 nucleotides long. The record is from the annotation of a GenBank genome assembly. NCBI's taxonomy places the organism in Eukaryota, Metazoa, Cnidaria, Anthozoa, Malacalcyonacea, Plexauridae.